Trematosphaeria pertusa is the source of this 2931-nucleotide messenger RNA. RefSeq names its product BRO1-domain-containing protein. The record is from RefSeq and is a predicted model, not a curated record. Lineage: Eukaryota; Fungi; Ascomycota; Dothideomycetes; Pleosporales; Trematosphaeriaceae. Gene Ontology annotation, molecular function: protein binding. Gene Ontology annotation, cellular component: endosome. Bases 353 to 2824 code for a protein of 823 amino acids. The transcript is spliced from 4 exons.
GCGCGCGUUUCGCGAUGGUGUUGCAAUCGGCUAGAUUACUAUAGAUUGCGGCUACUUCGCUGACAUAUCGCCUCUGUCGCGGAGCGGUUGGUAGGGGACUGAGACCAGCCGCGCCUCACCACGGUUUGUGCAUGCACACGCCAGUCGCCGAGCUGUCCGUCGCUACCUCCGAGGCCUGUGCAAGACGGAUGAUGGACAUGAGAGCUCGGCCUUGCUGUUUCGCCGCGUUCCUGGAUCGGUGACUGGCGCGGAGCCCCACCUGCCGCAUCCUUGCACAAACGUCACUCCUGCCCCGCGGCCUUUCACCUCGAACGCACCGUAAACACUCUUGUGCACGGCUAUACAGCCCACCAUGGCGUCGAACAUUCUUUUCCUCCCGUUUCGGCGGUCGCACACCGUGUCCCUCUCCGAAGCCAUCAAGCAGUACAUCUCGUCCAAGUAUGACCAGCAUCCGGACAUGUUCACCAAGGACCUGGAGAUCAUCGAGAAGAUGCGCUCCACGGCCAUCCACGGGCAAGAACCACAUCCGAGCAAUAUACCCAAGCUUCAGGCGUAUGCUGCGGAGCUAGUAUGGAUAAGCGGGAAGUUCCCCAUCGACAUUGGCGUCGACUUCCCGUGGUAUCCUGCCCUAGGAUACAACGUCAGCCGGCCGGUAUCCCGGAAUAACCUGCGAUUCGAGCUAGCCAACAUCGUGUUCAACCUUGCCGCCAUGUAUUCCCAGCUAGCCAUGUCCUCGAAUCGGAGCACGCCCGAUGGGUUGAAGGUCGCUGCCAACAACUUCUGCCUUGCUGCCGGUGUGCUGUCCCAUCUCCGAGAUGCCGUGCUUCCCGAGCUGCGGACGACGCCUCCCGAGGACAUGGACACAAUGACGCUGGAAUGUCUGGAGAAGCUCAUGCUAGCACAGGGCCAGGAGUGCUUCUGGCAAAAGGCGGUAAAAGAUGGCCUGAAGGACGCAACAAUUGCAAAGCUGGCCGCGCGCGUGUCGGACCUCUACAACGAAGCUGGUGAAGCGGGAAUACAGUCGGACUCCAUAAGCAGCGAGUGGAUACACCAUAUGACGGCGAAGCACCACCACUUCGCCGCGGCUGCACAGUUCCGCGCUGCUUGCGAUUGUUUAGAGAAGCGAAAAUACGGAGAAGAGGUGGCGAGGUUACGUGACAGUCAGACCUGCGUCAACGAGGCUUUGAAGGAGCAGCGGUACAUCAACAAGGUGGUCCUAGCUGAUCUAAACGGUCUGAAGAAUAGAGUCACAGAAGAUCUGAAGCGGGCGGAGAAGGACAACGACAUGAUCUAUCUACUACCUGUACCGCCUAAGGCCGAGCUGAAGAUUCUCGACAGAGCCAACAUGGUGGUCUCCAGGAUACCGAAGGAAGUUUCCGACUCCAGCUCUAUGCUUGGCGAACAUGGCGAGCUUGGACCUGCGCUGUUUUCCAAACUCGUGCCUUACUCGGUGCACUUGGCUGCCAGCAUCUAUGUCGACCGGCGAGAUCGCUUGGUCAAUAACACCAUCAUCGAGGAGCUGGAGGCGCUCACGAGUCAGAUUCACGAAGUGCUCAGGAGCCUAAACCUUCCAGGCUCGCUCCAAGCCCUUGAGAAGCCGCUUGGCCUGCCACCUGGUCUAGUCGCUCAUGCCGAGGAGAUCCGACAACAGGAUGGACUCAACCGGCUGCUACGUUCUAUGGAAGACACCAAAAAGCUGAAGAAGAGCGAUCAGGCUAUUUAUCAGGAAGGAUGCGACAUCCUCAAGUCAGAAGCAGCUGAGGAUGAAGGAGCACGCCUCAAAUAUGGGACCGAUCGAUGGAGCCGACCACCCGCCGAGCAGGCCGCCCCUAAGCUGUAUGCCCAGAUAGGGGAGAUUGACGGCUACUUCAAGGCAGCUGCUAACAGCGACAACAUCGUCAAGACAAAGCUCAAAGAGAACGAACAUCUCAUCAGUCUGCUGAAUGGUUCGGAUUACGAUCUUGAGAAUUAUGUCCCGAGCGGUCGAAGACCCGCAAUCACUGGUGAUGUGGAGAGGGAAGCCGGGAAGCUUCGAGGAUGCUUCAACGAAGUCAGCCGUCUGGAGAGUCGGAGGCGGCGGAAAAUUGAGGCCCUGAGGACUAAAGCAAAACAAGAUGACAUAAACCCCGAACUGCUCCGCGAAGCAGCUCGCUUAGAGCGGGAGUACCCUAUGCAGAACAUUGAGGCUGUACAGUUUGAGGGCCUCUUCGACAAGCGACUUCAGAUGUACGAUGUUGACCAGGACAUGGUCAAGGACGAAGCGAGAGAGCAACAAGAGGCCACCAAGCGUCUCCAAGACGCCAAUGCUGCGUUUGUGAAUGCGCGACGAGGCGACCAGUCGACGAAGCAGCGCGAACAGGCGCUGCAGAGCCUUGAGAACGCGUACUUCAAGUACAAGGAGAUCAUCUCCAACCUUGACGUCGGAAGAAAGUUCUACAACGAUCUUGCCAAAAUCGUGAAUAGGUUCCGAGACGACUGCCGCAGCUUCGCUUAUCAGCGGAAGCAGGAGGCAUCGCAGAUUGAGGGUGACAUUGCAACCGCAAUGAGUUCGCUCAAUCUUCAGCAAACGAACUCGAACUCGCUCCAGCAGCAGCGGCAGGUGGACGCUCAGAAUCCGCAAUACGGUGCGGAUGCUCACGCAGAAGAGCCUUUGACAGCGCCGACGCCUACAAGAGCCAGCGUCGGUCCGCACGCGGGAAUGUGGACGCCAGAGGUGGGCAUCCGGUUUGCGGGAGUGCCAACAGCAUCCGGCAACCCUCGACCUGCGGCGGGUCCUUCACAGGACGGACGAUGGGAUCCUACGAGAGGAUUGAAAUUUGGAUGAUUGCUUGGCGCCUGGUAUUUGUUUGACUGUGGAUUGCCUCGUCGGGCAACAUGCUGCAGAGCUUAAUAAUGAGCGGGAGGCAGUUGCUAUUAUUAUCGCUGGCCGCU